AUGGCUUUACUCACUCUACCCAACGAGGCACUCGUUCCAAUCCUGGAGCUACUACACUGGAAGGAUUUCGAGUCAUUUGCGGUUUCCUGUAAAUCCGCCUAUACUGCGUCGUCACCACUGUUAGCGCGACACAACGCUGCGAGACGCCAAUAUUACAAGAUUGUGGGCAGUCCAGAAAGCGUUCUAGAUCUUGUUUCCCAAGACCCGUACAUCGCUCCACUGAUUACUCAUCUCAACCUGGACUGCUGGAACCUGGACAACUGGAGUGAUGACGCUGGCGAAGAGUCCACUCUACUUCUGCUUUCAGCUCCCUCUAUGUCUAUCAACACGCUAUCUACAAUGAUUGACAGUUCGGAGCACAUCAAGCGUUUAGCAGAUAGUGCCAAAUGGACAACACAUCUCCUGACUGGGGAGAAGUCGGAGGCUGCGCGUGACGCCGAAGUUGAUGUUGACACGGAACAAGCUCCUUGCGAUUCCGGCUUCUGCUGGACGGCGUUCCUGCUUUCGCUUCUGCCAAAUCUUCAGACGCUCAUCCUACCUGCUGACUGGCUGCCAGAGCUGCAGGAUCCGACGUCCAAGGGCUAUCCAGACAAUGCCGAGAUAUACGACAGGGAUAGGAUUGAUUGCGUGUGCUUCGUCUCCGAGAUGAUGUUGCAGUUGGUGACGCGAGCCGGGGAUGCGACUCUAAGGGGGCAACCGCUCGCUAAGCUCUUAACACUAGGCCAACGCCCAGAACCUGAUCAGUGUGGGGUCGACUGCACACCUUUACUGCCCUUCCUAUCCCUACCUUCAUUGCGAAACAUCUACCACUACGCCGGGGUGAUGUAUUUGGACAACGACACGGGUCUGGGAUCGCUCUACAAGCCCAUCGGACGCAAUCUGGAGAGCACCGAGUUCUGCGAUUUCGCAGCCAGCGCUGACAGCAUGAAAGCCAUGUUCGGAAAUGCAAAUAAUCUGCGCGUCGUGAAAAUUGGCUACCGGAUGAAAGACGAAGUCUGUUGCGAAUAUGCAGUUCGGGACUUGGUCGAUACGCUAGGAGAAGCGGCAGGCCACUCCCUUGAAGUGCUGAGCUUGACUCUCGGCUACGAUUUUGCUUUGUGGGAGAUGUAUCCUGCAAUCAGGAACUUGGAUUCGUUCACACGGCUCAGAGAGGUCGAGUUCGAUACAAGCUUAUUCUAUUUCUGGGAAUCUCCGCAGAAUGAGUCACCAUUUCACCAGUUGCCCUGCGGCUUUCUCCCGUCUGAGGAUGCGCAAGCGGAGGUUGAUUCAGGACACAGUCUCGAUGAAGGGCAAACCGAGAAAGAUUACAGUCGCGACAGAGGCCAGACUGACGGAGAAACCAUCUUCAACGGAGGCCAUCUGGAAGAAGAUCCGAUCCCCAUCAGAGCUCAGUUCAAAGAAGAUCCCAUUCCCGAUAGAAGGCAGACCGACGAAGCAACCGGAGAAGGAGUGGAUGACAACAGCAGCCAAGCUUCGACUGAGGAGGACUCUGACGACGAUGAGGAGAGCCCAGAAGGAUGCCCUCGACUGUCUAGGCUACUCUAUUCCAGUUUCGCCACAAUUGAGAAGAUCACCCUACGCGUCCCGGCUCUUCAAGCUGACAUGAUCUGUUUGGAACGCCUUCUGAGAGAUAUAGAUCUGCACAGCGAUCACGAAAUAUUCCCGAAGCUGCAGAGCAUCAAAGUCUACAUCUGUGAUUCGGACCACUGGGACCACAAUAUCGGCGGCGCUCGCAAUGAUCUAAUCGGGCAUGCGCAGGCUUGGCUGACGGAGAAGGGUAUCGAUGUCGAGCACUUUACUGCGCAUCCUGGCGAGAGACAGUGGCCUGCUGGUGACUUUUGGUCGCGAAUGACGGCAUAG
Molecule: messenger RNA, 1860 nt
Organism: Cyphellophora attinorum
Lineage: Eukaryota; Fungi; Ascomycota; Eurotiomycetes; Chaetothyriales; Cyphellophoraceae
Exons: 1
Coding region: 1-1860 (619 amino acids)
Source: RefSeq, a predicted model, not a curated record